Molecule: messenger RNA, 1009 nt
Organism: Diceros bicornis minor
Lineage: Eukaryota; Metazoa; Chordata; Mammalia; Perissodactyla; Rhinocerotidae
Gene: PLAAT4
Product: phospholipase A and acyltransferase 4
Exons: 4
Coding region: 305-799 (164 amino acids)
Biological process (GO): N-acylphosphatidylethanolamine metabolic process
Cellular component (GO): cytoplasm
Molecular function (GO): glycerophospholipid phospholipase A1 activity; A2-type glycerophospholipase activity
Source: RefSeq, a predicted model, not a curated record
AUGAUCUCCUGGGCCCCACCUGGUCCAAGGCACCCACCAUCUGAAUGCUUUUCCCCUGGAAUACAUCACCCUGUAUGACCUGCCCCAUGGCUUCUGACCCAAUAUUUCCUAGAGUCGUUACAAGACAAUGGCCUAUGGGGUGCACUGGGGGUUGACACCUCUGUGCCUCUAAAUGCUGCCCCUUCUCAGAGUAAGAACACUUGCCCAGGGCUUUUUUUGGAAGAGACCUGGGGUUUCUCAAGCAGGAGCAGUUUAUCAACCUUCCCUCCUACCCUGACUGCUUCCGGGUGGCUGUAAAGCACCAAUGAUUCCAUGUUUUGAGUUUUCUGUGGAACCGGAGCCUGGAGACCUGAUUGAGAUUUUCCGCGUUGGCUAUGAGCACUGGGCCAUCUAUGUGGGAGGUGGUAAUGUGAUCCAUCUGGCUCCUCCAAGUGAGUACCCUGGGGCUGGCUCUUCCAGCAUCUUCUCCGUUCUGAGCAGCAGGGCGGUGGUGAAACAGGAGCGCCUGCAGGACGUAGUGGGUGGCUGCCGCUAUCGGGUCAACAACUACUUGGACCACCAGUACAGACCACGGCCUGUGGACGAGAUCAUCAGUUCUGCAAAGGAGGAGAUUGGUGAGGAGGUGGAGUACAGUCUUGUGAGCAAGAACUGUGAGCACUUUGUCACCUGUCUGAGAUACGGCAAGGCCUGCUGCAGGCAGGUGGAACACGCCAUGAUUGCAGGAGAGGUGACCCUGGUACUCGGAAUUCUGGGUUUCACGGGAUACUCUCUUUUGAAGAAACGAUCCCAAAACCAGUGACAGCCUGAGGAGCCACCGAUUCUUGCGUUAGAAGCAGCUGUGGAGGCCAGAGGAGAAGGCCUCCCACAGUCCUCUGUCUGCCUGAUGCUCACACUUGGGCAACACGUAUUUCCUUCUCUCGCUUUUCCUCUCUCACUGGCUGAAGGAUGGGCUAAUUGUACCCCCACUGAGGAAUCAAUAAAUCUAUCUAUCUGUCUCUUCAGAAAGGAC